AAUUAUUGUCCGACGUAAAAUCCACGCGUGUGUCGUAUAUAAGAUGUUGUCCUCGUGCGAGAGCUUCAGUCGUUCUUGAUUCUCCGACUAUCGAGAUAUCGGUGAGACAGACAAACAAGAAAGGAUAUUGUGAGUGAUAGACGAAUAAUCAUUCGAUCGCAAAAGUGAAAAUCAUCGUCAUGAGAAUGUUCAAGUGUUUGGUGCCAGUGGUGGUACUGCUGUUGAUCAAGGAUUCCUCUGCGAGACCUGGACGAUUAGGCGAUCUAGUCAAUACUGGCAUCGGUUUGUUGGAUCCGUUGGGCAUUUUGGGAUCAAAAAGUAAUAGUAAUGCCCAGGCUAGUAGCAAUGCUCAAUCGUUAGCAGGAAAUUUGAAUUUCGGACCAAUCGGAAUCGGUGGUGGAUUCUCCUCUUCUUCAGCACAGGCCUCGUCAUCAGCACAGGCAAAUGGCGCUGGUUUGGCUUCGGCUUCAGCAAAAGCGAAUGCUGAAGCCAGUGCCAAUGGAUAUGGCGGAUAUGGUGGUUCCAAUGCGAAUGCAAAUGCGCAAGCCAAUGCCAAUGCCAAUGCACAAGGUUCUGUGGGAAAUCCCGGGGGGUAUCUUUCUGGGGGAAAUAGCGUGAACAACGGUUAUUAUCCCCAUCAAGUCACUCAACCGAGUUACGGAAGUUACGGUGGCUCUCAGUCCAGUGCUAACGCUAAUGCCAAUGCGAAUGCCAACAGCAAUGUCGGAGUAGGUCCGAUUGGCCAUUCUUAUUAUCCUUCCGGACUCAAGACGAUCGGUAAUGCUAACGCUAACGCUAACGCUCAAGCGAACGCGGCUGCAAAUGGCGGCGGGGUAAAUGUGAUACCCAACAAACAUCCUGGCGGAAGGAUAGAUAAAAUAGAAGUUAUUCCCGUGAACACGUUACCGCUCGCUCAGCCAACACCAUCUGUAUUUCAACCUCGUCCAAUUCCCGGGGGCGGUAAAGGAGGAGCCGUGAUACCAAUUGUGAUUGUCGAGGAAUCAUCCCCGCGGUAUCCGCCGUAUCACCACCCACGUCCUCAUCAUCCCCAAUCUCAACCGCCGUACGGUAAACCGAAGCAACAGCCCAUCGAGAUCAUCGUCAUCGAGGAGACAGUGCCUAGUAAGCCAGGUGGUGGACAGGGCGGUGCCCAUGGAACUUCGUAUCCUCAUCCCGGAUAUGAAGGCAACCCGUUUUUAUCGGGCGGCGCAAGUAACGCUAACGCUAAUGCCAACGCUCAAGCAAAUGCAGGCGGUAACAGCGGAGGUAUCUUAGGAGGACACGGUGGAAAUUAUCAACACGGUGGAUAUCAACAUGGUGCCCAGCUCAACGGUUACCCAGAAUCAGGGACCAUUGGUACCAACAACCCGUUCUUGAAUGGUGCAAUUUCCGCUGAAGAGCUUAAUACCAAUGUCAAUUCCAAUGCUGGUGGAGAGAAACCGAUAGGCUUGAAUAAUCCCUUCCUCACUGGUGGCGUAUCUCACAAUGUUGGCGGAGGAAUACAUUCUCAACCUCCCAAUGUUUUGGGUGAGAAACCGGGAGGCAUUACUACCACCUACCCGGGACAAUCCGGAGUAGCAUUUCCAGGUCCGCUCGGAAGCAAUGCUGGCGCGAACGCCAAUGCCAAUGCCGGUGCUGGAGCCGGUAAUGUUGGAGGAGGAUUCGGACCGAUUAAACAAACUCCGAUAUCUGGCUCAGGCGGAUACGGUGGUUCUUCAGGAGUUUCUGGAGGUUACGAAGGUCACGGAACUGGCCCGAAUUACGGUGGACAAGGACAAUUCGGAGGACAAGGCGGUGCUUCGUCUGGUGCUAAUGCCAAUGCUAACGCUGGAGCCGUCGGUGGAAGUAGCGGAGGUGUUCUCAGAGGAUCUGGAGGUCACGGAGGAUACGGCGGAGGUACCAUAGGUGGUCAAGGCACUGGUGGAUUUGGAAAUGGUGGCGGAACCGUUAUCGGAGAUUAUUAUGGUAAAGGCUCUUCCGGUGCCAACGCUGGUGCCAAUGCUGGCGCUGCCGGUCAUGGAACUGUUCUCGGAGGUCACGGAGGAGGCUUAUCUAGUGGUGGACAUGAAGGAUAUGGCGGAAGUAACGCUGGUGGUCAAGGCGGUGGAUAUGGAAACAGUGGGAAUGCUUUUGGAGGACAUGGUGGACAUGGUUCUUCCGGUGCCAAUGCUGGCGCUAAUGCUAACGCUGGAGCCGUUGGUGGAAGCAGCGGAGGCGUCCUUGGAAGACCCGGUGGACACGUCUCUGGAGGUCACGGAGGAUACGGAGGUGGUCAAGGCAGUGGUGGAUUUGGAAAUGGUGGCGAAACCGUUAUCGGAGAUUAUUAUGGUAAAGGUUCUUCCGGUGCCAACGCUGGCGCAAAUGCAAAUGCCAAUGCUGGCGCUGCCGGUGGUCAUGGAACUGUUCUCGGAGGAGGCUCACCUAUUGGUCUUGGUGGACAUGGAGGUUCUGCCGGAUCGAACGUCGGUGGAUAUGGCGGUAGCUCUUCCAAUGCUAAUGCCAAUGCUAAUGCUAAUGCCAAUGCUGGAAGUUCUGGUGGUGUCCUUGGUGGAUAUGGAGGUGGUGUUAAAGGAACAGGACAUACCGGAGGAUAUGGUGGUCAAGGUGGAUUUGGAGGAGUCGGAGGAGGCUCAAGUGCCAACGCGCAGGCAUCUUCCAAUGCGAUCGCAUCCGGUGGUGGUUCAUCCAAAGCUGACGCCACGUCCAGCGCGCACUCCAACGGUGGAUCAGCAUCCGCAAAAGCCGACGCGCACGCAUCUAGCAAUGCCUCUUCGGGAUCUUACGGUGAUAUAACAUCGAAAACUUCCGCGUCGAGCCAAGCGUCCGCCUCGGUCGACACUAGGGAUAUGCUAAUCUUCGCUUAAACAUUGUGAUACGACGAGCCGAAUCGACGAGGAGGUACUCGAAGCUCCUCGGUCACAAGAACGACAUAAUACUCCAAUUUAUAUUUGACGUUUCCGCAAACAAUCCGGUGAAUAUGUCACAUUGUCCAAUUUUAUGUCGGGGACUACAUUAAGUUAAUUCUUGAAAAACUAGAAGAUUUAUUGUAAAAACUGCCCGUUCAUAGGCACUCAAAUUUAUAAUCGCGAGUUAUAAAUUUCAGCGCAGUUUUAGAAAUCACGAUUGUAAAUUAGAGCUCUCUCCUCGAAGUCAGAAUUAAUUCGAUUUUGAAAAUAGAUAAACACUCUUGAGCAUUUAUUAGAAAAUGUGUGUGAAGAUACUUAGGUACUUAUAUGUAUUCGUAUUGCGAAUUGCGUCGGAAGUAGAUUGAAUGUUGCUUCUCUCGAUGAAGUGCGCUAAAAAAUUACAAUAUUAGAAAUUUAAGACAAAAAGAUUCUUUGGCUACGUACAGAAAUGUAAUCUAUAGACGAAGCCAGUCUUUGAAUUAAUUGGUUGGUAAUGACGUGAUCUGUCUCAAACUAAAUCACUUUUAUACUCAUCCGAAAUCCGAAUCUUACGAUAAUCGAAAUGAUUUGAAUAUACAUAGCAUAAUAUAUUAAGACGCAAUUAAAGAUUUUAAUUUAAUACUCCCUAUAUAUUUAUAAGUGUACUUAAAUUAUAUAUAAUUAAUUACAUGUAGAUCGCCUCUUUUGAACUCUGGAUCUGUGAUUUACAUGAAACGUGCCAAUAAGAUAAUUAUAAUAAAGAUAUUAUAUACAAAAUUUUUAAUGCAAAUGUGUAUGCUCAAUUAAAUAAAAAAUCCCAAUUAAAGUAAUUCCAUGCGAUUUAUCUUUCACUUUCACAGUUUUAUGCAAUAUUUCUUUGCUAUAUGUAAUGCAUCGAUUUGAGACUAAGAAAUUAUUGACUAUUGAUUGUGAAAUUAUUGAUUGUGUUGAUUAUCACUUCAGAUCCCGAGGAAUAAAUGCGAUCUCAACUGUGCCACUCAUAAGAGUAAUACUCAACGAACAAAGUGAGCGUGCUUAUGUCCUCAUGUAUUUUUGGGAUUUUUCGGAAAAUAACAGCAUUCGUGAUCGGUAAAUUUUUCUCUCUUUGUCUUUACUCUCACGAUGGCAGGCAAUGUCGGAAACAACGGAGAUCAAAAACUCGUCGAACAUGUUUCUGCGAGAGUAUGAGGAAAAACGGAAGAGAGAAUUGUGAAGAUGCGAAGAGAAAAAGAUAGAGAAAGAGAGAACAAUGAAGAAAGAGAACCAAAGAGAGAGGAAUGAUACAGAGAGAAUUAAUCAUGACGUAUAUGAUGUUUGUCCGAUCCCGCGAAUUCUUACGCGAUUGUCGUCAAUUAAUAUGUAAUUAUUGAUAAUAGCUUUUUACGUUACGCGUGUCAUUUCUUUAGGGAUUUCCCAGAAUUAUCGUUUAUUAUCACGCGUUAUCGUUUUAUAUUUUGUAUGUAUUUAAUGGGCUUGACGUCAUUUUUUGCCUAUUAUGCACUCUUAUGUAAUAUAUUAUUGCGUGACAUGCGAGUAUGUAAGAAUUCAAUAAAAUUUGUGAUCUUUUCGAUAU
Messenger RNA from Pogonomyrmex barbatus (red harvester ant), 4458 nucleotides. RefSeq lists its product as uncharacterized. The record is from RefSeq and is a predicted model, not a curated record. Lineage: Eukaryota; Metazoa; Arthropoda; Insecta; Hymenoptera; Formicidae.